Messenger RNA from Octodon degus (degu), 4664 nucleotides. RefSeq names its product drosha ribonuclease III (gene Drosha). Gene Ontology annotation, cellular component: nucleus. Lineage: Eukaryota; Metazoa; Chordata; Mammalia; Rodentia; Octodontidae. The coding region runs from base 263 to 4393 and encodes 1376 amino acids. The record is from RefSeq and is a predicted model, not a curated record. The transcript has 35 exons. Gene Ontology annotation, molecular function: ribonuclease III activity; double-stranded RNA binding. Gene Ontology annotation, biological process: rRNA processing; primary miRNA processing; regulation of gene expression.
UGUUCCGGAGGCGCGGGCGGAGCUAGCGUUUCGGCGGCUGUAGCGUUACCCUCGCUUUAUUUUGACGGCUACCUGAAGGCCCUUUGCAGGAAGCCCUGCCAGGGACUGUGCAGGAUACGGGAACGACUGUGAAUCAACCUGUGUCUUUGAGGAGUUGAUCCAGUGGAAGAGUCCAACAUGAACACAUGUGACUACAGUAUGAGCUGCUCUCUGAACGUGUAUUCAGUGUGGGAGGUGUGACAUCCCCUGACAGUGCAUUGCGAUGCAAGGCAAUACAUGUCACAGAAUGUCCUUCCACCCAGGACGAGGGUGUCCCCGAGGGCGAGGAGGACAUGGAGCCAGACCCUCCGCACCGGCCUUCAGACCCCAAAACCUGCGGCUGCUUCAUCCUCAGCAGCCUCCUGUGCAGUAUCAGUAUGAACCGCCAAGUGCGCCUUCGACCAGCUUCUCCAACUCUCCAGCACCCAAUUUUCUGCCCCCGCGACCAGACUUUGUACCCUUCCCUCCACCCAUGCCUCCCUCAGCACAAGGCCCUCUGCCCCCGUGCCCUGUCAGGCCCCCUUUCCCCAGCCACCAGAUGAGGCACCCCUUCCCAGUGCCACCCUGCUUCCCACCCAUGCCCCCACCGAUGCCUUGUCCUAAUAACCCCCCAGUCCCCGGUGCGCCUCCUGGACAAGGCACGUUUCCCUUUAUGGUGCCCCCGCCUUCCAUGCCCCACCCUCCGCCCCCUCCAGUCCUGCCGCAGCAAGUGAAUUAUCAGUACCCGCCAGGGUACUCACACCACAAUUUUCCACCUCCUAAUUUCAACAGUUUCCAGAACAAUCCCAGUUCUUUCCAACCCAGUGCUACCAACAGCAGCAGCCCACAUUUUAGGCAUCUCCCUCCGUACCCACUGCCAAAGGCUCCCAGUGAGCGGAGGUCCCCAGAGAGGCUUAAGCACUAUGAUGAUCACCGGCACCGAGAUCACAGAGAUCACAGCCAUGGGCGAGGUGAGCGGCAUCGGUCCCUGGAUCGGCGCGAGCGGGGCCGCAGCCCAGACCGGAGGAGACCCGACAGCCGCUACCGCACGGAUUACGAGCGCGGCAGGACUCCGUCCCGCCACCGCAGCUACGAGCGCAGUAGAGAGCGGGAGCGAGAGAGACACAGGCACCGCGACAGCCGAAGAUCACCGUCUCUGGAGAGGCCCUACAAGAAGGAGUAUAAGCGGUCUGGAAGGAGUUAUGGUUUACCAGUUGUUCCUGAGCCUGCUGGAUGUACACCAGAAUUACCUGGGGAGAUUAUUAAAAAUACAGAUUCUUGGGCCCCACCCCUGGAGAUUGUGAAUCAUCGCUCCCCAAGCAGGGAGAAGAAGAGAGCUCGUUGGGAGGAGGAAAAAGACCGAUGGAGUGAUAGCCAGGGCUCGGGCAAAGAGAAGAACUAUACUUCAAUCAAGGAAAAAGAGCCAGAGGAAACACUGCCUGACAAAAAUGAGGAGGAAGAUGAGGAGCUUCUUAAACCCGUGUGGAUUCGCUGUACCCAUUCCGAGAAUUACUACUCCAGCGACCCCAUGGAUCAGGUGGGAGACUCUACUGUCGUUGGAACCAGCAGACUCCGAGACUUGUACGACAAAUUUGAGGAAGAGCUGGGGAGCCGCCAAGGCAAGGCCAAGGCAGCCAGGCCUCCCUGGGAACCUCCAAAGACGAGACUAGAUGAAGAUUCAGAGAGCUCCAGUGAAUCUGAGUGUGAGUCCGACGAGGACAGCACCUGUUCUAGCAGCUCAGACUCAGAGGUGUUUGACGUCAUUGCAGAGAUUAAACGCAAAAAGGCCCACCCAGACCGGCUUCACGAUGAACUUUGGUACAAUGACCCAGGCCAGAUGAAUGACGGGCCACUCUGCAAAUGCAGCGCAAAAGCACGGCGCACGGGAAUUCGGCACAGCAUUUAUCCUGGAGAAGAGGCCAUCAAGCCCUGUCGCCCUAUGACCAACAACGCUGGCCGACUCUUCCACUACCGGAUUACAGUCUCUCCUCCUACCAACUUUUUAACCGACAGGCCAACGGUGAUCGAAUAUGAUGAUCAUGAGUAUAUCUUUGAAGGAUUCUCUAUGUUUGCACAUGCCCCACUGACCAAUAUUCCCCUGUGUAAGGUAAUUAGAUUCAACAUAGACUACACGAUUCAUUUCAUUGAAGAGAUGAUGCCUGAGAAUUUUUGUGUGAAAGGGCUUGAACUCUUUUCACUGUUCUUAUUCAGAGAUAUUUUGGAAUUAUAUGACUGGAAUCUUAAAGGUCCGCUGUUUGAAGACAGUCCUCCCUGCUGCCCAAGAUUUCAUUUCAUGCCACGUUUCGUAAGAUUUCUUCCAGAUGGAGGUAAGGAAGUCUUAUCCAUGCACCAGAUUCUUCUGUACCUGCUACGGUGUAGCAAAGCCCUGGUGCCGGAGGAGGAGAUUGCCAAUAUGCUUCAGUGGGAGGAGCUCGAGUGGCAGAAAUACGCGGAAGAAUGCAAAGGCAUGAUCGUCACCAACCCCGGAACGAAACCGAGUUCUGUCCGCAUUGAUCAACUGGAUCGUGAGCAGUUCAACCCUGAUGUGAUUACUUUUCCAAUUAUUGUCCACUUUGGGAUACGCCCUGCACAGUUGAGUUAUGCAGGAGACCCACAGUACCAGAAACUGUGGAAGAGCUAUGUGAAACUCCGCCACCUCCUAGCAAACAGUCCCAAAGUUAAACAAACUGACAAGCAGAAGCUGGCACAGAGAGAGGAGGCACUCCAAAAGAUCCGACAGAAGAAUACAAUGAGGCGGGAAGUGACCGUGGAGCUCAGUAGCCAAGGAUUCUGGAAAACUGGCAUUCGUUCUGAUGUCUGUCAGCAUGCAAUGAUGCUGCCUGUUUUGACCCAUCAUAUACGCUACCACCAAUGCCUAAUGCACCUGGACAAGUUGAUAGGAUAUACUUUUCAAGAUCGUUGUCUGUUACAGCUGGCCAUGACUCAUCCUAGUCAUCAUUUAAAUUUUGGAAUGAAUCCUGAUCAUGCCAGGAAUUCUCUAUCUAACUGUGGAAUUCGGCAGCCCAAAUAUGGAGACAGAAAAGUUCAUCACAUGCACAUGCGGAAAAAAGGAAUUAACACCCUAAUAAAUAUUAUGUCACGCCUUGGCCAGGAUGACCCAACUCCUUCAAGAAUUAAUCACAAUGAACGGUUGGAGUUCCUGGGCGAUGCUGUUGUGGAGUUCCUGACCAGUGUCCAUUUGUACUACUUGUUUCCUAGUCUGGAGGAAGGAGGGUUGGCAACAUACCGGACUGCCAUAGUUCAGAACCAGCACCUUGCCAUGCUCGCUAAGAAACUUGAACUGGAUCGCUUUAUGCUGUAUGCGCAUGGCCCCGACCUUUGUAGAGAAUCAGACCUCCGACAUGCAAUGGCUAAUUGUUUUGAAGCACUGAUAGGAGCUGUUUACUUGGAGGGAACCCUGGAGGAGGCCAAGCAGUUGUUUGGACGCUUACUCUUCAAUGAUCCGGACCUGCGCGAAGUCUGGCUCAAUUACCCUCUCCACCCACUCCAACUACAAGAGCCAAAUACGGAUCGACAACUUAUUGAAACUUCUCCAGUUCUACAGAAACUUACUGAGUUUGAAGAAGCAAUUGGAGUAAUUUUUACUCAUGUCCGACUCCUGGCAAGGGCAUUCACUUUGAGAACUGUGGGAUUUAACCAUCUGACCCUAGGGCACAAUCAGAGGAUGGAAUUUCUAGGCGAUUCCAUAAUGCAGCUGGUAGCCACUGAGUACUUGUUCAUUCACUUCCCAGAUCACCAUGAAGGACACUUAACCUUGUUGCGAAGCUCUUUGGUGAAUAACAGAACUCAAGCCAAGGUGGCAGAGGAGCUGGGCAUGCAGGAAUAUGCCAUAACUAACGACAAAACCAAGCGGCCCGUGGCCCUGAGGACCAAGACCUUGGCAGACCUCUUGGAAUCAUUUAUUGCAGCGCUGUACAUUGAUAAGGAUUUGGAGUAUGUUCAUACUUUCAUGAAUGUCUGUUUCUUUCCACGAUUAAAAGAGUUCAUUUUGAAUCAGGAUUGGAAUGACCCCAAGUCGCAGCUGCAGCAGUGCUGUUUGACACUUAGGACAGAAGGAAAAGAGCCAGACAUUCCCCUGUACAAGACUCUGCAGACGGUGGGGCCGUCCCAUGCGAGAACCUACACCGUGGCUGUGUAUUUCAAAGGAGAAAGAAUAGGUUGUGGGAAAGGACCAAGCAUUCAGCAAGCGGAAAUGGGAGCGGCAAUGGAUGCACUUGAAAAAUAUAACUUUCCCCAGAUGGCCCAUCAGAAGCGGUUCAUUGAACGGAAAUACAGACAGGAGCUAAAAGAAAUGAGGUGGGAACGGGAGCAUCAGGAGCGAGAGCCAGAUGAGACUGAAGACAUCAAGAAGUGAGGGCACGGAGGCGGUGUGCGUGCCCUUGUGUAGAGACCGAGUGCUGGCCGUGGUCACCUGGCCUCGGGUUGCCUCCGACUGAGCCGUGUACGUGGAAAUGAAACACAGUCUGAAACCACUCCUGCCGGCUCACUGAUCUAUACUCUGUCUUUAGCUGGAUGAUCUUGAUUACGACUUGAUUUCUCCUCUUUUAAUGGAAAACUUCACUUUAGUAGAUGUGCAUUGUUCCUUUUUAACUUGCUCUUAAAACAAUAAAAUCCAAGAAAGUAUA